GGUAACUACAAAUUGAUCAGAAGCUUUCUGCUGCUGCCAUUAAAAGCCCACCAAGUUCUUCCUCCUCCAAAGAGAAGGAUGGAAAGAAGAAGAUUCUCCAAACCCAGAAACCAUUUCCUCCCAAUCUUCAAUUCCAAUUUGGGGAGAGGAUAAAAAAAACCCCUAAGACCCAUCUCUUAAUCGAUCUUCUUCUGAGUGAUGGGUGUGAGCUGCGGUUGUUCCCACACUUCACACAUCACAGAAAUCAUAAUCACCAGCUUCUUUCGCCAUAAGCCUUAAGAUUACUCUCAAAAUCACAGACCCACUGGAUAAUCUUAUCCGUUUUUCUUGAUGGCAGUUUGAAAGAAGGAAUCAUUUCUUUGUCUUUAGGCUUAUGGCGAGUCGGAGGGUCUACGGUGGCGGUGGUGGCGGCGACGACGGUGGUAGUAUAAGUGGUGUUUCUUCUAAUCAUUGUGUUUUACUUCAGAAUCGUGGAGGGUCUUUUGCUUCUGAGCCUCUUAAUGCUCUGUUCCUUUCUGGGUCAUCUUCUUCUACUUCCCCUUCUCUGCUUGAUUGUUCUGGUGUAGGUUCAAGAUCCAUGAUGAGUUUCGAAGAUAUUCGUGGAGGAAAUGGAUCGAAUAGAUCGUUCUUUUGCCCGUUCGAUAGUGAAGAUAAUGGGGAUGAAGACUUGGAUGAUUACUUUCAUCACCCUGAAAAAAAGAGGCGUUUAACUGUUGAUCAAGUCCGGUUCCUCGAGAAAAGUUUCGAGACUGAGAACAAGCUCGAACCGGAAAGGAAAGUUCAACUAGCAAAAGACCUUGGGCUGCAGCCUCGUCAGGUUGCUAUAUGGUUUCAAAAUCGUCGAGCUCGAUGGAAAACAAAACAGCUGGAAAAGGACUAUGAGGCCCUUCAAUCCAGCUAUGGAAGUCUUAAGGUUGACUAUGAAAACCUACUCAAGGAGAAGGAUUCACUAAAAGCUGAGAUUCUUCUCCUAACAGACAAACUGCAACACAGACAAAAAGAAAGAGGAAACUCUGUGCUGUCUGAAGUUGACAAAUUUGGUGAAGAACCACCUCAUAAUCUGGUUGUUGAUUCACAUUUGGAUGAUGAAUUCUCCAAAUCUUCAAAGCUGGGUUGUAAGCAAGAGGAUAUCAGUUCAGUCAAAAGUGAUAUAUUUGAUUCAGAUAGCCCACACUACACUGAUGGGGUUCACUCUUCACUCCUAGAGCCUGGAGAUUCUUCCUAUAUUUUUGAUCCCGAUCAAUCCGAUUUAUCGCAAGACGAAGAAGAUAACUUGGGAAAGAAUCUAUUGCCCCCUUACAUCUUCCCAAAGCUCGAAGAUGUCGACUACUCUGACCCGCCCACAAGUUCUUGUAAUUUUGUAUUCCCCAUUGAAGACAAUGCCCUUUGGUCCUGGUCUUAAUGAGUCUUUUUCUGUGUUGUGCUUUCUUUCCUGUACCAUCUUCUUUACCUAAAAGCAUGUUUUUUCUAGUAUUUUGAAGUAAUAAAUCAUGAUCCAAGCAAUGGUAGACCAAGCCCACUGUCAAGCCGGGUUUAGUUUCUGUGGACGAUUUCGAUCCAUCCUGUAAUCUUCUUGGGUUUUGGUUGAGGGUGGUUUCUAUUGUUAUAUAAUCCUUGUUUCCUUUUAAUGUGAGUAAAUAAUAUCAUCUCAAUUAUUGUUGGAA
Molecule: messenger RNA, 1664 nt
Organism: Benincasa hispida (wax gourd)
Lineage: Eukaryota; Viridiplantae; Streptophyta; Magnoliopsida; Cucurbitales; Cucurbitaceae
Product: homeobox-leucine zipper protein HAT5-like
Biological process (GO): positive regulation of DNA-templated transcription
Cellular component (GO): nucleus
Molecular function (GO): sequence-specific DNA binding; DNA-binding transcription factor activity, RNA polymerase II-specific
Source: RefSeq, a predicted model, not a curated record